AGGCUUUUUUUUUUAUGAAGGGAUACUAGAAGAAGGGGGGUUUGAAUAAUCUGAAGUGCACAUGCUACCUGGGCAUAUCAGUAGAAAUGUGGAGCUCUGAAUAUUAGUUUGUACUGAGGUUUUUUGUCUCCGACUUGCACAAUGCCAUUAGAAAUAAUGGAUCAACGGGGUUUGUCACCGUCAUCUUUCUUUUACGAGGAAAUCCGAUUUCCUGCUGAGAGACACGUUGGAUUUUGGAAAUCUGAAAGCAUGCCUGAUCAACAUGGAGUGGGGAUCCCGGGAGAAUCACGAACAUCAGACAUCAUAUCAGUUGCUACGUUAUCACAGGAGAAACUAGUGCCAGUGGGUGCACGGCCGAUUGAAUGCUUGGAACUUCCUCAGACUUAUCUGGUUCGAGACCAGAAAGUGAAGCUUAGCUUAGAGCGGCCUGUGAUAAGAGCAGAGAAAGCUGCCAAGAUUGAUGUUAAUGGGGCUCAAUAUGAGAAUGGUCUCUUCUCAAGUUCCUUAUCAGAAAUAUUCACUAAGAAGUUGCGAUUGUCAGUAAAUGAUGUUCUAGUUAGACACUCUGUUGACUCUGUUGCCUCCCACUACGAGGAAGAGGAGCCAUUUGAAUCCCUCAAAGAAAUUGAGGCCCAAACCAUUGGCAACCUCCUUCCUGAUGACGAUGAUUUGCUUUCUGGGGUAAUUGAUAAGAUUGAGUAUAUUGCUCAACCCAAUAGUGAGAAUGACAUAGAAGAUUUUGAUCUGUUCAGUAGUGGUGGAGGUAUGGAACUGGAGGGAGAUGAUGGUUCCUCUGCGGCCCAAAGGAACUCUGAUUUUUCUGGCGGAAUUUCGAACUGUCAGCCGGCGGGAUCUAAUAGUUCUAUUGCUGGGGAACACCCUUAUGGAGAACAUCCGUCAAGAACACUUUUUGUUAGAAAUAUCAGUAGCAAUGUUGAAGACUCUGAGUUGAAGGCUUUAUUUGGGCAAUAUGGAGACAUCCGUACUCUUUAUACAUCCUGCAAGCAACGUGGUUUUGUUAUGAUUUCUUAUUAUGAUAUAAGAGCAGCACGCAAUGCAAUGAGAGCACUUCAAAACAAGCCAUUGAGACUCAGGAAGCUUGACAUACACUUCUCAAUUCCAAAGGAUAACCCAUCUGAGAAAGAUAUUAACCAGGGUACUCUGGUGGUGUUCAACUUAGAUUCGUCUGUUUCGAAUGAUGAUCUUUGUCAGAUUUUUGGUGCUUAUGGAGAAAUUAAGGAGAUCCGUGAAACUCCACAUAAGCACCACCACAAAUUUAUAGAGUUCUAUGAUGUUAGGGCUGCAGAAGCUGCACUUCGUGCAUUGAACAGAAGUGAUAUUGCAGGGAAGUGUAUCAAGCUUGAGCCAAGCCGCCCUGGUGGGGCAAGACAUUUGAUGCAACAAUUUUCUCCAGAGCUAGAGCAAGAAGAAUCCAUUGAAUGUCAGCAACAGGGCAGCCGUCCUAAUAUUUCACCAUCAGGUUGCUUUCUACCAGUUCCACGUGGAGCAAUUGCAUCUACCUGCAUAAAAAAUGGAGCGAUCCAUGGUCCGAACACCACAAUUCGACCACCUAUGAGUCCAUUUAUUGAAAAUGCAUUGCACCGUGGAAUCUCUUCUAGUGUACGAAAUACAAUUCCAUCCCCAGUGAGAGUUUUAUCAGUUGGUAAUCAAUCUGGUCUAGGUGAGCCCAGCCACUCAUUUGCGCCAAUGAAGUUUGGUUACCAAGGCAUCCAAAUGUAUCCCCAUUCACUUCCUGAUUAUCAUAAUGGGUUAGCUUGUAGCAUGCCCUACAAUUCUCAUGGCACCAUGGCAGCGAAUAUCAAUCCCGGACCUUCAGAAGGAAUUGGUAACAGACACAUCCACAGAAUAGGCUCAAAUGGGCAUUCAGUUGAACUUAAUGAAGGUGUGUUUGGUUCUUCUGGAAAUGGAAGCUGCCCACUUCGUGGAUUUCAUAAUAUGUGGAGUAAUUCCAGCUCAUAUCACCCUCAUCCUCCGGCACCUGUGAUGUGGCCAAACUCAUCUUCAUUUGUCAAUGAUGUUAAUGUUCAUUCCUCAGCACAACUGCAUGGAGUUGCAAGAUCACCUUCUAAUAUGAUGAACACAAAUCUACCCAUAUAUUACCACCACCAUGUGGGCUCAGCGCCAGCAGUCAAUCACUCCCUUUGGGAAAGGCGACAUACCUAUGCAGGAGAGUCUCCUGAUGGGUCCAGUUUCCAUUCAGGUUCUCUUGGGAGUAUGGUGUUUUCUGGUAGCUCUAACUUGCAUCCUUUGGAACUUGCUUCUCAUAACGUGUUUCAUGUUGGUGGCAACUGUAUGGACCCAUCAUUUCCUUCAACUAGUGUUGGAAUGCACUCUCCUCAGCAGCAAUGCCACAUGUUUCCUAUUCGAAACCCUAUGGUUCCCAUGCCGAGCUCAUUUGAUGCUCCUAAUGGGCGGAUUCGGAGCCGUAGGAGUGAAGGUGGAUCCAGUCAGAUAGACAACAAGAAACAGUAUGAACUCGAUAUUGAUCGAAUAGUGUGUGGGGAAGACACCCGAACAACUCUUAUGAUAAAGAACAUUCCUAACAAGUACACUUCGAAGAUGCUUUUGGCUGCAAUUGAUGAACACCAACGAGGAACUUACGAUUUCAUUUAUUUGCCAAUUGAUUUCAAGAAUAAGUGCAAUGUGGGUUAUGCUUUCAUCAACAUGAUUGAUUCUCUGCACAUUAUUCCUUUCUAUCAGGCAUUCAAUGGUAAAAAAUGGGAGAAGUUCAAUAGUGAAAAGGUGGCAUCACUUGCAUAUGCUCGUAUCCAGGGAAAAGCUGCUCUUAUUGCCCAUUUCCAGAAUUCAAGCUUGAUGAAUGAAGAUAAACGAUGCCGUCCUAUUCUGUUUCAUUCUGAUGGUCCAAAUGCAGGUGAUCAGGAGCCCUUCCCUUUGGGGAUCAAUAUCCGUUCAAGGCCUAGCAAGUCACGGACCAGUGGUAAUGAGGAGAAUCAUGAAGAGAGCCCAUCAACCUCUGUAAAUGGAGAGGAAUCUUCCAAUGGAAUAGACGCUUCUUCGGGUUCUGCCAAGGACUUGGAGUGAGCAAGCCUCCUUUUCCUGGCACUAACCUUAAAGAAUCAAAAUCAAGUAAUAUGAACAUCAUCUCCAGUUUCUAGUAAUUAAAUAUCAAGGGAUUGAUGAGGGAUUCUUUCCAAGUUUUGAUACCAGAUUGCGUAGCUGAACUGAGGAAUUUUUCUUUCUCCCCCUUUCCCUUGUUUUUGUUAUUUUAAGAUUGUAAUAUUGAGGUUGACAAUGUGGGUAGGGAAGGCACAACAGAGAUGUGCUCAAGAUUUUGGAUUAUAAAGAGUGAUUGAAAGUGUA
Molecule: messenger RNA, 3342 nt
Organism: Telopea speciosissima
Lineage: Eukaryota; Viridiplantae; Streptophyta; Magnoliopsida; Proteales; Proteaceae
Product: protein MEI2-like 4
Exons: 14
Coding region: 142-3063 (973 amino acids)
Molecular function (GO): RNA binding
Source: RefSeq, a predicted model, not a curated record